AUGAGGAUAGGGUGUCUGCAAUUCGCCCCGAAGCUCGGGGACGUUAACAAUAAUCUCAACCGCGCCGACGCAGUCUUGAGUAAAGCGAAUCCCGAGAACCUCGAUCUGCUUUGUCUACCCGAAUUAGCUUUUUCAGUCGCUUCAACAAAUCAGCCCUUUUCUCGAGCCUCAAGGCUCUGGCGUGACUGCGCUCUGGGCGAGAACGGUCGCACUCAAAUACAAUUGUGUUACGACAGUCGGAUAUCCAGAGAGUUUGAUGUAAAAGCGAAAUGGCCCACCGGACCCGAGUAUUACAACUCGGCCAUCGUCGUCAAUGGCGAGGGAGAAACAAUCGGCAAUUAUAGAAAGAGUUUCUUAUAUUAUACGGACGAGACAUGGGCUCUGGGAAGGCGGCGAAGGGUUCUGGCAAGGAUCUAUUCAGGGUCUUGGGAAACAGAAACACCUCUCUAG
This is a messenger RNA of Daldinia childiae, 450 nucleotides long. RefSeq lists its product as uncharacterized. Bases 1 to 450 code for a protein of 149 amino acids. Gene Ontology annotation, molecular function: protein-N-terminal asparagine amidohydrolase activity; protein-N-terminal glutamine amidohydrolase activity. The record is from RefSeq and is a predicted model, not a curated record. NCBI's taxonomy places the organism in Eukaryota, Fungi, Ascomycota, Sordariomycetes, Xylariales, Hypoxylaceae. Gene Ontology annotation, biological process: protein catabolic process. The transcript has 2 exons.